GAGAUAAUGACGGUUGGACUGCAUUACACAGUGCUGCUCAAGGGGGUCAUCCUGAUGUCAUGGAAUUUCUCAUCAGUCAAGAAGCUGAUGUGAAUGAGGGAGAUAAUGACGGCAGGACUGCAUUACACAUUGCUUCCCAGAAGGGUCAUCUUGAUGUCACUAAAUAUCUCAUCACCCAAGAAGCUGAGGUGAAUAAAGGAGAUAACGAUUGUUUGACUCCUCUACACCAUGCUGUUCAAAAUGGUAAUAUUGAUGUCGUUCAAGUCCUUCUGGCAGGAGGAGCACGUUCUGACACAGAAGACAUUCACGGGCACACACCUCUACAACUGUGUUCAUCACUCGGGUACCAAAGCAUCGCUGAUCUAUUCAUCGACCGUUCAAAUUACAAGCUCGCCCAGAAUGAUUUAACUGAUAUCCAUCUUGCCAUACAACACGGUAACACGUCCAUCAUUGAGAAGUUAGUUUCUGAGGGAGCUGAUCUCAAUGUCCAGUCAACUGACGGCCAGACGUGUCUGCAUGAAGCCAUUAGACUCUGCUAUAAGAGCGUGAACACCGUGCAAAAAACUGACUCUCUAAGAAAGAUCUCUGAUGAGUAUUACAAGGGCGAACUAUCUCCUGAGAAGGCCUUGGUGUUCUAUCUCCUAGAGAAUGGAGCAAAGUCAGAUGUGAGGGACACGGCAGGCAAACUACCAAUCCAAUAUGCCAAGGACGAAGUGAUCAAACAAAUGAUUUUGUCAAGAUUACCUUCUUUAGAGGAGAUCCAUUCUUAUCGAGAUAGUGGAAAGGGCGAUGCUCUGUUGAAUACGGAACCUGCUGGCACAUCUCAAGCUUUAGCUGAGGAAUCAGAUCAAAGAACUAUGGAGGCCGAGAUGAACGACUAUGACAAUCUUCCGGCAAAGGCGCAAAGUGAUGGAACAUACAGUGAAGAGCCAAUAGACCACGCCUUAGGUGAAUUGACAGGACUAGAUUUCCCUCGGAAAAUAGAAGCAGUGCAAGGCCCCACAGGAGGACAGACCAUGAAACAGGAGCCUUCAGCAACCAAUGUCCAACCUCUUCCAGAUGACACGUCCUCCGCGAACCAAGUCGGAGAGAAAGUCCAUUGGGAUCUUUUGACAGAAAGUCCUCGAGAACUUACCCUUCAAGAUAAUGAAGUAGUAAUAUCAUGCGGUAUCAGGUUCUCGCCUUCUGGAGUCAAGCUCAGCGAAACUAUCAAGGUCACGUUGGACCAUAAUGCACAUUUCACCAAUCCAAGACGUGCAGAGGUCGUCUUCUACACCCGCAACAAAGACUCAACAACUUUUGUGAGAAUUCCCGCAUCCACGGACGGUUGUCCGGCACGUUGUGACGUCAGAUCAAAGGACUUGGAUCUCUACGUAGAUCAUUUUAGUGAUUGGUGGAUUGUGGCCUUAAUCACUCGGUACUUCAUCGGAAAGAGGGUCCAGUGUACGCCAUAUAUACGACCACCUGUCACGAAAGGGUUCACUCACUUAGUGCUACUCUGCAUAACUGACGAUCUCUUGGAUGUUGUUAGGGUGAGACAGAGAUAAGGGCGUU
Messenger RNA from Strongylocentrotus purpuratus (purple sea urchin), 1554 nucleotides. Its product is annotated as ankyrin repeat and sterile alpha motif domain-containing protein 1B-like. The transcript has 9 exons. NCBI's taxonomy places the organism in Eukaryota, Metazoa, Echinodermata, Echinoidea, Camarodonta, Strongylocentrotidae. Gene Ontology annotation, biological process: RNA processing. The record is from RefSeq and is a predicted model, not a curated record. Bases 60 to 1547 code for a protein of 495 amino acids. Gene Ontology annotation, molecular function: RNA binding; RNA nuclease activity; protein binding.